GUAUGUGGCCACCAGUUGUGGCUGUGGGCUGCUUCGCUGCCAUGUGAUCCACUGCCGGGUUUAAAAGCUUAUGACCCACAAAAAGAGACACAGUGCACAAUUCCCUACUGACUGUUGUCUAAAGCACAUAUCAAAAGAUUUGGGCGCUGCGUUCCAAAACAUGUCGGACACGGAAGACGCCGCAUACGAAGGACAACCUGACACAUCUGAGGAAACUGAAGGAGAAGAGGCAAAGCCCAAGCAAAAGCCUGGUUUUGUCCCUGGCUUGGUGCCUCCUAAGAUCCCAGAUGGAGAAAAAGUCGACUUUGAUGACAUUCACAGGAAACGGAUGGAAAAGGACCUGACGGAGCUGCAGACUCUGAUUGAAGCUCACUUUGAGAAGCGUAAGAAGGAGGAAGAGGAGCUGCUCGUCCUCUCAGAUCGCAUGGAGAAACGCAGGUCUGAGAGGACUGAGCAGAUGAAGAUCAGAGCGGAGAGAGAACGAGAAAGGCAGGCCAAACUCGCUGAAGAGAAGGCAAGAAAAGAAGAAGAAGAAGCAAAAAAGAAAGCAGAUGACGACGCAAGGAAGAAGAUGAUUCUGGCAAACCUGAGUUUUACUGGGUACAAGCAAACACAGCCGGGGACAAAAAGACAAACAGAAAGAGAAAAGAAGAGGAAGAUUCUGAACGAUCGCCGCAACGAGCUGAACGUCGAUCACCUUAAAGAGGACAAACUCAAAGAAAAAGCAAAGGAACUGUGGGAGUGGAUGCGCCAGCUGGAAGCAGAGAAAUUUGAACUUCAGGACGCGUUCUCAAAGCAGAAGUAUGAGAUCACGGUGCUGAGGAAUAGAGUCAGUGAUCAUCAGAAAAUCUCAAAGGGCAGCAGGAGCAAGCGAGGCCUGAGGAAGUAACACCUGGGAUCUGCUGCAUGGGAAACUGGCAAC
Molecule: messenger RNA, 922 nt
Organism: Nematolebias whitei (Rio pearlfish)
Lineage: Eukaryota; Metazoa; Chordata; Actinopteri; Cyprinodontiformes; Rivulidae
Gene: tnnt2b
Product: troponin T type 2b (cardiac)
Exons: 13
Coding region: 71-889 (272 amino acids)
Biological process (GO): cardiac muscle contraction; sarcomere organization; regulation of muscle contraction
Cellular component (GO): troponin complex
Molecular function (GO): troponin I binding; tropomyosin binding; troponin C binding
Source: RefSeq, a predicted model, not a curated record